UCUUUGUUCUGAUUGACGUUCCAUUCCAAGAUGGCAGACAUGCCGCUUGAGCCAUGAUAGUAUGGAAUCGUAGGAUUACGAUUUUUAGGUGUGUCUUUCUAAAUAUCGAACUAGAAUGUCUCCCGAAUUCUUGACUAAUGUCUUAUACGAAUGUUCUGACGAUGUGAAACAACUUGCUCGCGUUAAGUGCGCUAGUUUUAGGUAACGUUUGUGCCGGGACAUAUGUAAUAAAACGGUGAUCGAAAUUGUGUUUUUCGGUGUGUCGUGUACGAUAAGUAUUCUGGUUUGAUGUUAAAUUAAAAUGUGGAAUAUGAUGUGCGACGUGAUGCCCACUAUAUCGGAGGACAGUAUCAGUCAAAGGAGUUCGCAGUUAUCCGGUGAGGAUGCGAAUUUCGAGCAGUUGAUGGUGUCUAUGCUCGAUGAGCGAGAUAAGCUGGUGGAAAGCCUGCGGGAGACGCAGGAGCGACUGGGAGACUCGGAGCUGCGGCUCAAGGAGGUGGAGAAGGAACGAGACUCGCUGCACAGACAGAUCGCCGCCAAUUUGCCUCAGGAAUUCGCGACUCUCACAAAAGAGCUCAACCAAGCACGAGAACAGCUCCUCGAGAGGGAAGAGGAGAUAUCAGAGCUCAAAGCGGAGAGAAACAAUACCAGGUUAUUACUAGAGCACCUAGAAUGCCUGGUCUCGAGACACGAGCGCUCGCUACGCAUGACGGUAGUGAAGCGCCAAGCAGCCGCGCAGUCCGGGGUCUCCUCCGAAGUAGAAGUACUGAAGGCACUCAAAAGCCUCUUCGAACAUCACAAGGCGUUAGACGAAAAGGUUCGCGAGCGGUUGCGUGUUGCGUUAGAACGAAACACGGCGCUAGAAGAAGAACUAGCGCUCACUAAGGAAGAAUUGCAGCAAUACAAGUCGUCCCAGGACGACAAGCCGAAGGAGAACGGCACCGUCCCCACCGGCUCGCCCGAGCAGAACGGGGAACAGCAGACCACCAAGGAUCCAAAUAAUGUAAACGGCGAAUCGGAGACGACAAGGAAAAUCAGUGAACUCCAAAAUACGAUCGCCAAGCAGUCAGCGGAACUUAGCUCGUGGCAGCGCCGCGUGGCGGAGCUCAACAACAAGGUGUCGGAGCUGGAGGACCGGCUCUCCAAGGGAGAGAAGGAGCUUGCCAAGAAGCAGGAGGAGUGCGUCAAGCUGCAGAGGGACCUCAGGGAAAACGUCGCGCAGAAGGAAGAUCAGGAGGAACGCAUCACGACGUUGGAGAAACGGUACCUGAACGCGCAGCGCGAGUCCACGUCACUGCACGACCUCAAUGAGAAGCUGGAGCAGGAGCUCAACCACAAGCAGGCGCAGCUCAAGCUGCAAGAGGAGAAAAUCGCAGCCAUUGAGGAGAAGUUGGAGUUGUCCACGCAGAAGCUGGCUCAGAUGUCUUCCUUGCCUGAGAUGGAAGAACAGCUCAAGGCCAGGAUGGAAGCCCUCAGUCAGGCGCAGGAGCGGCACGGGUCGGCCGAGGACCGCAUCCAGCGCCUGGAGGCCAGCGUCGAGGAGAAGAACGCCGAGCUCAUGCGCCUCAACCAGCGCCUGCGCAUGAACGAGGAACAUAACACCCGCCUCUCUGCUACCGUCGACAAACUGCUGUCCGAGUCUAAUGAUAGGCUACAAGUGCACCUCAAAGAGCGCAUGCACGCGUUAGACGAGAAGAACGCACUCACGCAGGAGCUGGAGAAGACGCGCAAAUACGCGGACGAGCUGCUCGCUGAGAAACAGGAGAUACUCAAGGAGCUCGCCAAGUGGCGCAUGGAGACUGAACAGCUGAAGCGGCAGAUGUUGGAACAGGAGAUAGCGUUCAACAUCCAGCAGACGGACGCGCUCACUCGCUCGCUGUCCCCGGCCGCGCAGCCGCAGCCGCCGCCCGGACUGUUCCAGCCCAAGCUGGACGGGUCGUGGGAGAAGCUGCAGCAGGCGCACGUGCUGGCCACCGUGCAGCAACCCUUCGACGUCUCCAGCGACGCCGAGAACGACGAAUCAGACGGUGGCGUAGAAGGUGGUCACACAGACGCGGCCGCCCUGGCUCUGAUGCUGCAGGAACAGCUGGACGCCAUCAACACGGAGAUACGGCUCAUCCAGGAGGAGAAGCAGACCACCGAGGCACGCGCAGAGGAACUCGAGUCCAGGGAUGUAUAUAAGCGGGUGUGGUGUGGGCAGGUGGGCAGCUACGAGCACAUGAACGUGGUGGCCCGCCGCGGGGAGUCCCCGCCGCGCGCGCCCUCGCCCUCCCGACAUGCGCUCGCGCAGCACCACAAGUACCACACCGCGCCUGCGUCGAUGUCCCCCGCGGCGCACUACCGCGCGGCGCCGGCCUCCGAGAGCCUGCCUUCAAGCCAGUUGCAGCUAUGCGAGGAAGGUGCGGGUGGCGUAGGCCCCGUGGGUCCAGUGGGGCCGCCGCAUGGUGAAGGGGCGGAGUCCCCGCUGACGGCACGCUCGCUGCGCCUGGAGCGGGCCGCCCGCGCCAUACACGCCGAGCGAGACCGACUGCGCACUCACUACCAACCACCUUAUGAUGCGACGUCGAUAAUGUCGGGCAGCCUCGCACGGAUCCCCAUGCACAGCAACAUAUCGUCGAGCUCGUCGCAGGAGUCGCUGGGCGGCAUGGCGUCGUCGCUGGGCGGCGGCGUGGCCAGCGCGUGGGGCGGGCCGGCCGGCUCCUCGCGCGCCGGCGCCGCCUCCGCCGCCUCCAUCGCCUCCAUGCACCAGCAGAAGAAGCGCGGCAUCAAGAGCUCGCUCGGACGGUUCUUCAGCAAAAAGGAAAAGGCUGGGAUGCCGCUCCAACAAGGCCAGAGUCCCCGGUCGCUAUCGUCAGUGUCGUCCCUGGGUCUGUCGUCUCUAGCGGACGACCCGUCCAGCAGCGACGCCAUGACCCCGCACGCCCCCAUGCCACACGCGCCCAUGUCGCAUCAGGACUACGCCAGGACUAAGAGCAAAGACCGCGACUACCGUCACGAGUUGCUGGGCGAGGCGAUGCGCGCGGGCACGCCGUUCGCGCUGUGGAACGGGCCCACCGUGGUGGCGUGGCUCGAGCUGUGGGUGGGCAUGCCGGCCUGGUACGUGGCCGCCUGCCGGGCCAACGUCAAGUCCGGCGCCAUCAUGUCCGCGCUCUCCGACCAGGAGAUACAGAGGGAGAUCGGUAUCAGCAACCCGCUGCACCGGCUGAAGCUGCGGCUGGCGAUCCAGGAGAUGGUGUCGCUGACGUCUCCGUCGGCGCCGCGCGGCACGGCCUGCGCCGCGCUCGCCUUCGGGGACAUGAACCACGAGUGGAUCGGGAACGUCUGGCUGCCCUCGCUAGGUUUACCUCAAUACAGAACUACGUUUAUGGAGUGUUUGGUGGACGCGCGGAUGUUGGAGCACCUCACCAAGAGGGACCUUAGGACGCAACUCAAAAUGGUUGACAGUUUUCAUAGGACAUCUCUGCACUUCGGCGUAGCGUGUCUGAAGCGUGUCGGCUACAGCGUGCGAGCGCUAGAAGAGAGACGGCGCGCCGCGGAGAUGGGCACGAGGGACGUGCUCGUGUGGACCAACGAGAGACUGCAGCGCUGGCUCGUCUCCAUCAACCUCAAGGAGUACGCGAACAACCUGUCGGAGAGCGGCGUGCACGGCGCGCUCAUCGCGCUCGACGACAACUUCGACGCCAACUCCAUGGCGCUCGCGCUGCAGAUACCCACGCAGAACACGCAGGCGCGCCAGGUCCUGGAGCUGGAGUUCAGCAGCCUGCUGGCGGCGGGCACGGAGCGCGCCGCCCGCCACCACGACACCGCGCCCUCCUGACACCACACGCUCAACUAGGCCACAUGGUUCCCCGGGUAGUGGGCCGGUGGGCGGCGCGGCCCGCUGUAGUCAGACAUAACUUUAUAUUUAUUUGGUACAAAUGUUGCGCGGAGUGCGGUAUGGCGGCAUUUUAUAGUAACCACUAACCACGCUUCAACGUGUACAUACUUCAAUACUCGGCUCGCUUCAUCUAACUCUAUCUACCGAACUACUAUAAAAUGCUAUCAUAGACAAACAAUAAUAUCCUCCGUAACUGUAUAUUGUAGGUAAGUAAGGCUUCACUAUAACUACAAAGUGCUCUGAAUCUGUAGACUUAUGUACUUAACUUGUAAUCUGAUAUUUAUUGUGACUCGGAUACAACAAAUGUAUGUUAGCGCCGCGGCCCGUGCUCCCUCGCGCACUAAUGUAAGUAUUAUCGCCUUAAAGUAUUCCCUUAGAUGUACAGUAUACUUGUUAUGAAGCUAUAUUGGCUGUCCUUGAGCCGACAUCCAUGUGACGAUACAUUCAUUCAUUCUCAUAUAGAUGUGGUCUCGACCCCCUAUACAAACAGAUAGCCUUAUAUCGCAAUAGUUUAUAGUGUCGGGCUCCCCGACUACAGUCGUUGUUGCGACGGGUGUAGUCCGGGAGGCUGCGUGUUGCCAUUUUGUACGAUCGUGGAGGGGGCACGGCGCGCGGGAACAUUGUCAUACUCUGAUGCCAAAUAUUAGUUAUAUUGUAACUAAUAUAUACAUUUGUAUUCUGUCGACGCCACAGUCUGCAAUGUAUUGCGUUCUACUUAUAUCCUAUUUUAAUUCAAUUGACUUAAAACUUAUAUUAUGUUGAAUUUUAAAAGUACAAUUUCAAAAUGUUUUGAAUUGAUUUUUAUUUUUUAUAGACGAUUUUUAUGUAUUGUUAUGUUGUAUAAGGUUGGGAAUAUAGUUGCAGGCUGUUUGCUCGGCUGUACUCGUAAAGUUACUGUGUUGUGAGAGAUUACAUUGUAGCCGGCAGGGGGCGACACUGUCGCGUCUGUCCUGUGUGAUACUGGACUGAUACUGCACCAUAUACUCGACAACUACACCGUGUUUAACCCUAAUUUAUUAUUUUAUAUGUUUGAAUAAUGUUCACAAUGAAUUUUUAUAAUGUAAGUUCAGUUUUAACUUGUCCAAUUAGUCAUGUGUUGUAGUUUAAGUCGCGUGGUCGAGUGUAUGGCGCAGUGGUCGGUUUGAAUAGUUGGGUGUGUACCAAGUGCCUCGGCGAGGUGUGUAUAUACAUAGCUUUAUGUAGUGGUACUGGUACUGGUACGAUACUAGUCUAUGUACAGUGUUGUUACAUUGUUUUGUAAUCUUGUAUUCUAUUAACUCGCUACUAGACAGCUCCGACUUAGCUAGGUAUAUUUUGUUAAGCGUUUUACAACAAACACUUCAAUAGGUAAUCAAAUAAACUAUCGAUUGUAUAGCUAAAGCGAUUUUAAUUUGAAUGUGAAUCUUUUAACGAGUAGCAAAUAUAUUGUAAAUAUUAUCAUUUCUAUCGACUGUAGGUGUAAUAGCAAUAUUUAGCUAAGAUGUGUUCAAAACUGAAAGGAUUUUUAUUGUAUUAUUACUUUGUAAUGAUAACCGCUUAUUUAUUAACUAGAUUUUAUUAUUUAUUAAGUUAUUAUAGGAAAUGUAUGAAAUAUACCGGUUUAUUAUAAUUACCUCAGUAAUGUCGUCGUGGGUGCGCCGGCGCAGGCCUCAGCUAUAGUUAUCGAGUAACAGUAUUAAUAAAGUUAGGUGAGAGACGGCCGCGGCGCCACCGGUGUGUGAUUUUUUAUAAAAUUAAUUAAUUUUUAAUCGUAGAUAAAAUUUGGAUAUUCUCGGAGUAAGGUUGCGCCGCGCGUCGCAUGUUGUGGGCUGAUGUCUACAUAUACUACAUUAUAAUAUCUCGCGCCUAUCUUACCCCGCAUUGCUCAUAUAUUCCUUACUUGACUCAGCCCACAAUAUGCGACGCGGCACAUUUUCGAAAUUUUUCAUAAUAAAUUGGGAAGUGAGGUAUCUAUCUACUUUGUAUCGCGGCUUGUGAGCGUGACGGCGCGGGCGCGGGUGGGCCGGGGGAACUUUACGUACUCGACGCUAUAUAUCACUAAUUAGACAACUCGUCGUAUGAUAUCUAGGUAAACGUUAUCGUUGUGAAACACCUCGUUGUUUUCUCUAUAGAUAGGUAAAUAUCGGAAGCACUUGGAGCGUCGUUUUGACGUUCAAUGUGCAAAUUGUUAUGAUUACUAAAUUAUACAAUUGUUGAGUCCCCGGUCGUCGAGCCACAUACUGCUGUAUACUGCGGCGCCAUCUGUCGGGGUGCGACACAGACCGACCGCCCGGCCUUUGUGUCGGUCUGUCUAUCAAACGUUGUAGUGUAAUUGAAUGACUUUAUUUAGAUGAAUUAUGUAUGGAAGUGUUAGUGCCGCGAGGCGACGGCUCCGUGUCGUGGUCGUGUCGUCGGCCGUGGUGACGUCUCGUCAAUAAAGCGCGACUCAAUAUCAUACGUACACAUCAUCGUUUCAUUAUCAAUAUAUAAAUAAAUGAUAUAUAUUAGCUACAUAAAGUUUGUAUACAAUGCAAGUGGAGAUGGUUAUUUAGUUAACUGUUAGUGUACUUAUAGCUUUUCGACGUAGCUAAUCAAGUUUUGUAUAAAGUCGUUUGGAUGACGUAGUAUAGCCGAAGUGUCAUGGCCGCCGUGCGGUCCCUUUGUAUUCUACACGAUUUAUAUGUUCCCCUCUGUUAGCCUGUUAGUAGACGUUAUCGUCCGGUUCCGAAUACACCGCCGGGCCAGUUACACUGCACCGGUCGUUGCGCGCGGUGUGACAUGCCCGGCCGGUAGAGCAGCAACGAGAGUAACCUCCACAAGUGCCAAGUAACCGCCAGUUUGGAACGGACGCGACCGAACAAUAACUAGAAUAAUUUCUCACAUUCCAACAACUCCGAUGACGCACUGCGCACGUCGGACCGAAACGAACAAAAAUAUUUCCAGUCGAAGUCCCAGUGGCUCGCGCUACCAAAGAAUAAAGUUACCUUCACGUUAAGGAGUAUUGUAACAUAUGUUUAUUAGUGAAACAAUUGGAUAUGUAUAUAAUUUGGCCUGUGUGUGCAUAGCUUGUAUAGUGAGGGCGCGCGAGUGGGUGCGUCUCGUCACCGUUCGCGUUACAUUCCAAGGCUUUCCGUGUUAUAAAUGAUCGCUUUGGCCCUGACUAGGUAAUCGGUAUAUCGUUACAGGUGAUCCCUUCUAACGGCCAUUGUUUUGAUGUCAUAACGAAAUUGUUAACUAGACAAUGUUUAUUUUGAGCAAUGUAAUCAGUACUAAUGUGUAAUCUGUACGUUUGUAAAAACGUUUAUCAAAAGUGCGAUGACGGCAUACGUUGUGCAUAAUGAUAAGAGGUAAAUACAAUUUACACGAUACAA
This is a messenger RNA of Spodoptera frugiperda (fall armyworm), 7227 nucleotides long. It is a transcript of the gene Liprin-alpha, whose product is annotated as liprin-alpha-1. Lineage: Eukaryota; Metazoa; Arthropoda; Insecta; Lepidoptera; Noctuidae. The record is from RefSeq and is a predicted model, not a curated record. Gene Ontology annotation, biological process: synapse organization. Bases 302 to 3817 code for a protein of 1171 amino acids. The transcript is spliced from 27 exons. Gene Ontology annotation, molecular function: protein binding. Gene Ontology annotation, cellular component: presynaptic active zone.